Molecule: messenger RNA, 790 nt
Organism: Arachis duranensis
Lineage: Eukaryota; Viridiplantae; Streptophyta; Magnoliopsida; Fabales; Fabaceae
Product: protein HIGH ARSENIC CONTENT 1, mitochondrial
Exons: 6
Coding region: 123-542 (139 amino acids)
Molecular function (GO): catalytic activity
Source: RefSeq, a predicted model, not a curated record
UAUGGAUCAGAGGGUCAACGUUAAAGGCACCAUAAGCCUAAGCCUUUGCAUCCAAAGCUAUUCUUCAUCUGCACUGCAUUGCAAACUUUACAAAGUGCCAAGCUUUGUAGAGGAAGAAAGGAAUGGAAGACCACAAGGAGCAUCAAAAUUUUGUAACCAUCGACGUGCAUGCUGCCAAAGAUAUGCUUAACUUGGAUGGUUACCACUAUCUGGAUGUGAGAACUGUUGAGGAAUUCAACAAGAGCCAUGUUGAGAAUGCACAAAAUGUUCCGUACAUGUUCCUUACAGAACAAGGAAGGGUGCAAAACCCUGAUUUUAUUGACCAGGUUGAAGCAAUAUACAAGAAGGAUGAUCACUUAAUUGUGGCUUGCAAUAGCGGAGGAAGAGCAUCCCGAGCCUGCGUUGACCUGCUUGAUCAUGGAUAUAAGCAUGUUGUUAACAUGGGAGGAGGCUACUCGGCUUGGGUGGAUGCUGGUUUUGCCGUGGACAAGCCACCAGAAGAGCUCAAAACCAGUUGCAAGUUCCGUCCUAAGCAAUCUUGAUUCGAAUUUUAUGAACGCAAGCACAAUGUUAUUGAUUUUAUUAUUUUAAUGAGGAAGAUAUUGCUGCUGCUUGUUUUGUAUGAAUAAACGUAAAUUGUACUUGUGAGUUGUGAGGGAGCUGGUUCUGUAUUCUCUUUCCAGUUGCUAUCCCAAAGUCUUCUUACAUUGCUUGUGACAAAUGACUUGGUAACAUCAAUGGUUCAAGUUGUGGUUUAUUAAUAGAAAUAUGAGGAAAUAGUUUGUAUAAA